GGCCAGGGGUGUGCGGUGGGGUGGUGGUUGUGGCGGCGGCGGCAGCGUGGGGUCGUGUGCUGCUCCCCCGGCAGCUCCGGGUCACCUUUCCCUCAGCACCGGUUCCUCUUUUCCUUCCGUAGGUGCCUGUGGGCGGUUUGAAGUUUUUACCGCUGUUUCCUACCCGCGCUCCCGAUGUGGCUGUAACCGCCCGGCAUUGAGGGGGAGGAGGCAAGAGCGCAGGGCGGGGAAGGGGGAGGACGGCCUGGAGCCGUGCGCUCGUCUUUACCGAAAGCUCCGGUUCCUGCGGCCCCCUCACGGGGAAGGGGCGGGCGGGAAGGGGAGAAGCGUGAACUGAGGCUGCAGCUGUUUUACUGCGUGCGGCUCCUGCGCGGUGCGUGCCCCGCCGGCACCCGCGCUCGCCCUGGGGCGGCUUCUGUCUCUGUUCCUUGGACUCUGGGCGUGGGGAGCGAGGGAAGGAAGAAGCCUGAGGCCGUUCCGGGACCCACAAGCCCCUCACACCAGUGGAAGGGAGGAGGGAAGAGUGAAGCAACCUUUUCCCCCCACCCCCCUCCCUGUUAAGGCGUUUCGGUACUGCAGCAAGCUGGCCUGCAGAACCAGAGAAUAAAAAUGGGAACUCCUGGAUCAGGGCGGAAGAGAACUCCGGUGAAAGACAGGUUUUCUGCUGAAGAUGAAGCUCUGAGUAACAUUGCCAGAGAGGCAGAAGCCAGGCUUGCAGCCAAGCGGGCAGCCCGGGCAGAAGCAAGAGAUAUACGAAUGCGAGAGCUGGAGCGACAGCAAAAAGAGUUUUCUCAGCAUUCAUAUGAUAGAAAAUGGGCUCAUAUCCAGAAAUGGAUGGAAGAUUCAGAGAGGGCCAGGUAUUCUCACCGGUCCAGUCGGCAUUCAUACUUGAGUCAUGCUUACAGUGAAUCUCACAGUUCAAAGAAGAAAGCUGGUUAUUCACAUAAAGAUUUAUUGAGUGGAAAUUACUAUGAUCAAAGAAAUUAUAGCAGCCUUAGAUAUAGUAAACCACUUCCUUCCUACCAUACUCGGUCAUCUUCUCUAUACAGUGAUCCAGCAGCAACAACUAGGAGUUACAGGGUGUCUCCUUCUGUAAACACUGGUUUGAUAAAAAGUAUCAGUUCGGCAUCCUUGUAUGGUGAUGGAUUACAUAGCUCAUAUAGUUCUCGCACUCCAUCUGAAUACAGCUUUUCUUCAAGACAAAGCUCAGUUCGAAGUAGCCCUGUGUCCUCUGAUUUUUCUGAUCUAAGUGAAACUGCUGCCGACUAUUUCAGUCGUUCCAACCACAGGGGAAGCAUUGUUUCCGAUGCAGAUGAUGUCCAAGGUUUGAAUAGUUUGGAAGAAAAGAGUGAAAAAUCACAUUCAGAAAUAUUUUCAAGGCCAUCAUCUCGCAAUUCAGUAAGUGCAACUCCUCUGAGCGGCAACUCAUCUAGGAGAGGAAGCGGAGACACAGGCAGUUUGGUGGAUCCUGAUGCCUCCCUCAUUGAACUCCGGGAUAUCUAUGAUCUUAAGGACCAGAUACACGAUGUAGAAGGGAGAUACAUGCAGGGACUUAAAGAACUAAAGGAUUCCCUAGCUGAAGUUGAAGAGAAGUACAAGAAAGCCAUGGUUUCCAAUGCUCAGCUAGACAACGAGAAAAACAACUUGGUUUACCAAGUGGAUACUCUAAAAGAUGUCAUUGAGGAGAAAGAAGAACAGAUAGCAGAGUUCUAUAGAGAAAAUGAAGAGAAGUCAAAGGAAUUGGAGAGACAGAAACACACGUGCAGCAUUCUACAGCAUAAGCUGGAUGAACUUAAGGAGGGCCUUCGACAAAGAGAUGAAUUAAUAGAGGAGAAUCAACGCAUGCAGCAGAAUAUAGACUCCAUAACCAAGGAGGUGUUUGAUCUCCAAGAGACAAUUAAUUGGAAAGAUAAAAAAAUAGGGGCCCUAGAAAGACAGAAAGAUUACUUUGACUGCAUUAAGAGUGAGCGAGAUGAGCUCAGAGAGGAGUUGGCUGACCUGAAGGAAACAAUGAAGAGAGGAGAGAAACAUGGAUUAGUUAUAAUUCCAGAUGGCACACCAAAUGGUGAUGUAAAUCAUGAAUCAGCAGUUGGUGCAAUAACAGUGGUAUCACAGGAAGCUGCACAAGUCUUGGAAUCUGCAGGAGAAGGACCACUAGAUGUCCGGCUACGAAAACUGGCUGGAGAAAAGGAAGAAUUAUUGUCCCAGGUCAGAAAGCUGAAGAUGCAGUUGGAAGAAGAACGCCAGAAAUAUUCCCAAAGUGAUGGCUUGAAUCCAGAUAUCAUAGGCUUAGAGAAUGGUUCUGACUUACAGCUAAUUGAAAUGCAGAGAGAUGCCAACAGACAAAUUAGUGAAUAUAAAUUUAAGCUUUCAAAAGCUGAGCAAGAUAUAACUACCUUGGAACAAAAUGUUGGGCGACUUGAGGGGCAGGUUGCAAGGUAUAAAAAUGCAGCAGAAAAUGCAGAAAAAGUAGAAGAUGAACUCAAAGCUGAAAAGAGGAAGCUUCAGCGAGAGUUAAGGACGGCACUGGAUAAGAUAGAAGAGAUGGAGAUGACCAAUAGCCACUUAAUGAAAAGGCUGGAGAAGAUGAAGGCAAAUAGGACUGCACUUUUAUCUCAACAGUGAAGUGGGAACUGAAAAUACAAUGCACUGCUCCUUGAAUAACUAGCCUCUAGCUUGUUUUUAAAUACAGACUUUCAUUGGCACAAACUGUUUGAAUACUGAGCUGUUCAUUGGUGGUUUAGUUUCAUAAUUAAGUGGCAGGUUUCUUUUUACAAACUUGAGAGAAUGAAAUGUAGUUUGAAUUCCCCUGCGAAUGACAGCAAUUUUUCUGUAGCGUUUGAUUCAAGUCAGAGCUGGAGCACAAUGCUGUAUAUUCAACUUAGUGAUAGAAAAAUGUUUUUACAACUGAGGAAUCAAGUUUACUCAUGAUCUCUUGGCUGCUUUAAUGAUGCUUGAUGCUCAGAGACAACUGCAUGAAUUCAAGAAGACACUGUAUGACUGUAUUAUAAACUAACAUAGAUUUGCUCGAGACAUCACACAGCACAAGUGCCUUUUAUCUGGUGCAAUUUAGAUUUCCUUGUUGAAAUAACCUUUGGAAUGAGAACAUUUUAUUUUAAGAUACAUUUGAGGUAUUUGCUAAACUUUAUACAUUUUGCAGAAACAGUUUUGUAAAAUAUUUAAAUUUAUAAGAAAAAAUAGGGACUGUAUAUAUAAAAAUCUGCUUCUUUUUGCAUGGGCACAUCUGAGUUCUAGGUUAUUUUGUCAAAUAUUAGCCCCUGAUACUCUUAGUGAUAAGAGUGCAAUUUUCAGCCUUCUCUUGUACACCAUCAAGCUCUGUCAUCUGCUGCUUUAGUGUGAAAUGAAAUUUUAGGGUGGGAGGAAGGGGUGGGAAAUGUGGCUAAGGAGUUUAUUAAAUUGACACUUU
Molecule: messenger RNA, 3427 nt
Organism: Calypte anna (Anna's hummingbird)
Lineage: Eukaryota; Metazoa; Chordata; Aves; Apodiformes; Trochilidae
Gene: LRRFIP2
Product: LRR binding FLII interacting protein 2
Exons: 25
Coding region: 610-2625 (671 amino acids)
Biological process (GO): regulation of DNA-templated transcription
Source: RefSeq, a predicted model, not a curated record